UUGAACUUCAAAAGGUUAUAAUCAGUGUUGCAGUAAAAGAUAGUAAAUAGACAGUAUCCGCAGUUACUUUACAGUGCAGGGGGAGUGUCUAGAUAUUUGUCUCGCAGUUCAAAAGGAGUGUCUAACAGAGGAUGAUCUUGUAUCGGGUCAAUCUAUAUCAGAACACUCCCGACAACAUCCAGUCUGAAGAAUAUGAUUAUCUGCAAUACACAGAUGAAGCUUCUCUGCUUAAUCCUACUAUUUAAAGUUUUGGAAUCUCAGAUGGUUCUACAGCAGCCUCAGGACGUUGUGUUUGUUGAUGUGGGAGGAACAGUGAGGAUCUCCUGUGUGGCCAAUCGAACCCUGGAUACAGGAGGUGGAGUUUCCUGGUACAGGAGAACAUGGAGAGUGGGAGAGGCGCCUGAGAGAAUAGUGUUUUGCUCAAAUCAGUCUGACAGACAUAAGUGCAAACUCGCAUCUGAUAAACAUAAAACAGAUCUGGAGAUACACAAUGUGCAGAGAAAUGAUUCAGGAGUGUAUUACUGUGCAUCUGAGUAUGGGAGAAUGAUCUUUGCUAAUGGAACAACUCUUAUUGCUGGAGACAGUUCCACAUUUAGAAGUUCAGUUCACCUACUGGGACCUUCCCAUGUCCUUUUACCCAACAAAUCUGUCCAGUUGGUCUGUAUCAUACAAGAGGCUCAGCACAUGGUCCAUGUAGUUUGGAACAUCUCUGGGACUAAUCACUCAGGGAGAAUGAUUGCUAUGGAACAUACUGGUGGGACCUGGACAUUUCUUAACUACAUCACAGUUCCCCAAGACAAAUGGAACCAAGGGGAGGAUUUGAUUUGCAAUGUUUGGUUUAAUUCCACUCCAAUCAGCAUGAAAAGAAAGAUUACUAAAACAGGGAUCAAAGGAAAUAAAUCUAAUAGGAAAAGCAUUGACAUUGAAGAAAGGGAAACUGAUUCUCAGCAUCUCAGGCUGCUCAACAUGCCCAAUGUUCCACAGGUUUUGGCAAACAGGACUUGA
Molecule: messenger RNA, 1005 nt
Organism: Xenopus laevis (African clawed frog)
Lineage: Eukaryota; Metazoa; Chordata; Amphibia; Anura; Pipidae
Exons: 5
Coding region: 193-1005 (270 amino acids)
Source: RefSeq, a predicted model, not a curated record